AAUUAUAAUUAAAAAAAAAGCAACUGCUAUUAAAACUGAAAACACUGAAAUGUGAAAUUGUUUAAGCACAUGUUGGAGACAGAGGCUAGGAGCACUUGUUGUUAUAACUGUCAUAUUUUGUUCUUCUUUGCUAGCGUUACCUAAACUACCGUGGCAGCUAGGUGAAAUACGUGGAAUGGCAUGGAGCCUUUAACUGGAUUGGAACGAAUCUAUGAUGAAGAUUACGAUUUUUGUGAUAGUGACGAUGAUUUUAUCCGAGGAAGCGAUUCGGAGGCCGAAGACGAACGAGCUGAUGAUUUCGAAAUGGAAAUGCAGGCUGAACUCACUAGAAAGAUGGCUCGUCGGAGAGAACAACAAAUGGGCGACAGUUCAUCUAGGAUAUAUCAUCAGGUCACUGAAAACCUUUUUAAAAACGAAGAAGUCAACGUCGAUGCUAGGAAGGACAACGACGACGACGACGAAGACGAGGACGCGGACCCCUUAUACGAUCCUUUUCUGGAUGACGAAGACGAACGAUGGGUUGAUGAACGUCGACGGCAAAAUAUUCAGGCCCAUCUGCACGGAGGUCAGCAGAACCGAAGUCUCAUUUCAAAAACUCGUCAAACAGACGUUGAAGCGGCCCCCUUACGACAAAGUGAUGCUGUCCUGAACUGUCCUGCCUGUAUGACUCUGCUCUGUCGGGAUUGCCAACGACACGCGGUGUACAGAAAUCAGUAUCGCGCUAUGUUUGUAGAGAACUGCCGCACCGAUGAGAACAUAAAGCUCUCAUGUCCCUUAAAAAGGUACGUGGGAGAAUGUUCGGAAAGAAGUAAAAAGCGCCGAAGGUUAGAUUUGGGUGCUACCGCCUCGAGAGCCGCUAAAAGUUACGCUGAUACACAAGAGGAGUACCAUCCAACGGAACAGGCAACGGACGAUACCCCUCAAUCGGAUUUAUUUCAUCCAGUUUUUUGCGACAACUGUAAUACUCAGGUAGCCGUUAUGGGCGCACAGGAUGAAGUGUAUCACUUCUACAAUAUUCUAACGAGCCAUUAAUAAACAAUGGGUCGUGUAUAAUGCUCGAGGUGAUUCAUUUUUCGUUAAUGAUCAGCGUAAUCUAAAGUAGCUAUGUAUAUACUUCAAAAUAAAACUAUAUUCGUUGAGCUCCA
This is a messenger RNA of Varroa destructor (honeybee mite), 1145 nucleotides long. Its product is annotated as E2F-associated phosphoprotein-like. The record is from RefSeq and is a predicted model, not a curated record. Lineage: Eukaryota; Metazoa; Arthropoda; Arachnida; Mesostigmata; Varroidae. Gene Ontology annotation, cellular component: nucleus.